Zerene cesonia (dogface butterfly) is the source of this 1106-nucleotide messenger RNA. RefSeq names its product protein disulfide-isomerase A3-like (gene ERp57). Lineage: Eukaryota; Metazoa; Arthropoda; Insecta; Lepidoptera; Pieridae. The transcript is spliced from 6 exons. The record is from RefSeq and is a predicted model, not a curated record. Gene Ontology annotation, biological process: protein folding; response to endoplasmic reticulum stress. Gene Ontology annotation, cellular component: endoplasmic reticulum. Gene Ontology annotation, molecular function: protein disulfide isomerase activity. Bases 92 to 1087 code for a protein of 331 amino acids.
CUGCAUCAUACGUGUAUUUUUCCGGUCCUUGUCCUCUCUCACCUAACUUAGCUUCACUUUGUCGGCAAGAGAUAUCGUGAGGCACGUAAAAAUGAUAGGGUCACUUAAGUUAGUUUUACUAUUAAGUGUAAUUUAUUUAUGUAAGGCCUCAGAAGAAGAUGUACUAGAGCUUACUGAUGGAGAUUUUGAUAGUGCUAUUUCUCAGCAUGACACCGCUCUCGUCAUGUUUUACGCACCAUGGUGCGGACAUUGCAAACGCUUGAAACCGGAAUACGCUGUUGCGGCCGGCAUUCUUAAAAAUGACGAUCCUCCAGUUGCAUUAGCUAAGGUUGACUGUACUGAAGGUGGUAAGAGCCUCUGUGAAAAGUACUCCGUAUCUGGAUACCCCACUUUGAAGAUCUUCCGCAAAGGAGAACUUUCACAGGAAUACAAUGGACCCAGGGAAUCAAAUGGUAUUGUUAAGUACAUGCGCGCCCAAGUUGGCCCCAGCUCCAAGGAUCUGCUCACAGUUGCCAACUUUGAAGAUUUCCUCAACAAGGAUGAGGUCGUUGUUGUUGGUUUCUUCGAGAAGGAAUCAGACCUGAAAGGCGAGUUCCUGAAGACAGCUGAUAAGAUGCGCGAAGAAAUCACAUUCGGACAUUCAUCAGCUAAGGAGGUCCUUGAAAAGGCUGGAUUUAAGGACAAUGUGGUACUUUACCGUCCGAAACGGCUGCAGAACAAAUUUGAAGAGUCCUCCGUUGUGUACAAGGGCGAGCCAGACUCUCUGAAGGGCUUCAUCAAAGCCAACUACCACGGCCUUGUCGGAAUCCGUCUAAAGGACAACAUGCGCGACUUCACCGACCCCCUGGUUGUCGCCUACUUCGACGUGGACUAUGUUAAGAACCCCAAGGGUACCAACUACUGGAGGAACAGAGUGCUUAAGGUCGCAAAAGAGAUGGACGAGGUGACGUUCGCGGUGAGCGACAAGGACGACUUCACGCACGAGCUGAACGACUACGGCAUCGACUUCGCGAAGGGCGACAAGCCGGUGGUCGCCGGCCGGGACGCCGACGGCAACAAGUUCGUCAUGAGCACGGAGUUUAGGUGAGAUAAGGGGUUUUUUUUUC